Zootermopsis nevadensis is the source of this 1210-nucleotide messenger RNA. RefSeq lists its product as uncharacterized. The record is from RefSeq and is a predicted model, not a curated record. NCBI's taxonomy places the organism in Eukaryota, Metazoa, Arthropoda, Insecta, Blattodea, Termopsidae.
GAUGUGGAACAGUCAGUAUCUCUGCGAGCGUGGUAAGCGAAGGAUGUGAGCGCGGUGUUUCUCUUCUGUUUGGAGUCAGUGAGAAGGGUAUAAACUCCCUCAUUGAGCCUGGAGGAGAAUUCUGUUCAGAGUCCCGGGAUCAUAACAGUUUAUCCGUAAGGAUGACGCUACCAUCACUCUACGCGGCCCGGAGAUCGCAGCGGCCAUAUCGCUAUGGCAUGAUCCUGUUGUGUGUUGGAGCGCUUAUAAACUGGCUCGGUCUGGCAGAGAACUACGUGGAACCGGUGCGGUAUAUCGGAGUGGGCUGUAUUAUUGCAGGGGCCAUGCUCAUAUGCGCGGCUAUGUGUUGCUGGCUGCAGCGACCCGCCACUGAUAAUGCUGACAACAUCAGCCAGAUCUCCGAAUUGGACCACCAGAUACACGUGAUCGAAGUGCCAUGCUCUUUGGAAUCGAAUAUCAUUCAGCAGAAGCCACCAGACUAUGACACAGUAGCUGAUGCGCCACCCAGCUAUGAAGACGCGAUUAAACUAAGUCCGUCUCUGCUCCUAGCAACCACCAAUGGCGCCAAUUCACAUUCUCAUCCAUCACAACCCUCCACGCCAUCAACAUCAGCAAAUAGAUCUACCACCCGGUCUGCAGCACAUGUAGAAAUGAGUUCUGAGAUCGCAUCAGCGUGUAGUUCCGAAACUAAUUCAAAUUUUGACUCAGCAAGUAGUUCGUCUCGAAGAGAAACCGUCAGCAGACUACAAGAAGUCAGUGUUGAUCAGUGCGGUGUCCCGUGUACUCCACCUCCGCCGUAUGUAGCAACGAGGUGAUUCUAGGAUACGCGAACACCUUCCCUUACCUGAAACAUAACACGUUACCUCCGCGAGGCUCCUUUAGUUCGAAAUUCAGAAAGAAGUGAUACCAUCUGCUGAGCCUGAUAUAUGUGAAGAAGUCACUUCGCACCAGCCAACGCCUACUCCAAUCACCAGGUGGGCUAUUAAGGAGACCACUGUUACCAGUACGUCAACCACGACGUAGGACCACUAUUUAUUCAACCAAAAUCUGAAUAGAAUAAUCGGAAAUAUACGUCGGCUAUCUACCAGAACCGCCACGGUGGUCUAGCGGUUAGGACGCUGGCCUUGUAAUCCUGGGGUCUCGGGUUCGAUUCCCGGCGGUGCCCGAAUUUAUAACUUGUGUUGGGCAAGGCCGUGGUCUAGGCAACACG